AUGACCCCAUACCGGCUGGUAUUUGGGGAGAUGUGCCAUCUGCCGGUGGGAGUGGAGCAUCAAGCUUACUGGGCAGUCGAGGAAAUGAAUAUGAAUACCGAGGCUAGAGUUGCAGAGAGGAGAAUGCAGCUACAAGAGCUUGAAGAGCUCCGUCUGGAUACGUAUGACUCUGCCAUGUGGUUCAAGGAAAAGACUAAGAUGUGGCACGAUAAGAACCUUUGCAAGAAGGAACUUAAGGUGGGCCAGAGGGUACUACUGUUCCAAUCCAGACUGAAAUUGAUGCCAGGGAAGCUUAGGUCAAGGUGGAUAGGGCCUUAUACCAUUAUCGCCAUCCGAACGAAUGGAGCAAUCGAACUUCAGGAGAGCGAUCCAGAUUCGCCUUCCUUCAUGGUGAAUGGUCACAGGGUGAAGCCGUACAGAGAAGGAAUGAAGGCAUUUAUGGUGGACGACAUUCCACUACUCAUGCCUAACUCUCGACAGUAA
This is a messenger RNA of Salvia splendens (bonfire salvia), 483 nucleotides long. RefSeq lists its product as uncharacterized. NCBI's taxonomy places the organism in Eukaryota, Viridiplantae, Streptophyta, Magnoliopsida, Lamiales, Lamiaceae. The transcript has a single exon. The coding region runs from base 1 to 483 and encodes 160 amino acids. The record is from RefSeq and is a predicted model, not a curated record.